Molecule: messenger RNA, 5757 nt
Organism: Aspergillus heteromorphus CBS 117.55
Lineage: Eukaryota; Fungi; Ascomycota; Eurotiomycetes; Eurotiales; Aspergillaceae
Product: putative NF-X1 finger and helicase domain protein
Exons: 1
Biological process (GO): regulatory ncRNA-mediated heterochromatin formation
Cellular component (GO): nucleus; nuclear RNA-directed RNA polymerase complex
Molecular function (GO): helicase activity; zinc ion binding
Source: RefSeq, a predicted model, not a curated record
AGGAUCUGCCGGGACUUUGCCCGCCAUGGCAAGUGCCGCUGUCAAAACUGCCGCUUCUCUCACCACGUCAAUGCCCCCAAGAACAACCAGAACGAACAGGCGACUCGCGUGCCGGGGACCAAGCCCGCGUUGUCGGUGGACGAGGUCGACUUCCGCGACUGGAAACGCCACGUUCCCGCAAAGCCUCAGCGCGUCGGCCCUCUGGGGAGCCAGCUGGGUCCCUUUUUCCGAGAGGCACGCCGGCUCCUCGAUCACGACGUCGGCGUCUUUCAGGAGGUCAUCCGCGCCCUGUCCACCGAGGGAGGCUUGAAGCGAGUCCACGAACUGAUCGAGGGCCUUCGGGAUGCCUGGCCCGCGCCCCUGAAGCUGAGCGUCUUCGCCGAUCGCGUCCAGCCGUUCUUGAGCAUCAUCACCCACCCGGAAGCGCUGGCCUCCCUCAUCCUCGAGCAGGCCGUGGGCACCAUCUAUACCUUCCUGUAUGGGCUCUCCGGAACGCGAGCGAUCACCCUGCUCGGAUUCCUCGCCGGCGUCCUCGACGCUCACAAAGAAAUGGAACAAGGCGCGGGGUCCACCGUCGGCCAUCUGGAAACCACACUGUUGGUCUUCUGGCAGAUCAUCGAGCUGAACUCGACGGCGUUUGCCAACGAGGCUCUGGUCCCGAUAGCGGAGGCGUUCAAGGCCCUGGUGGUGGAGUGCCAGGAGUCCCAGGCGCAGUCCACCCUGUACAAUGUCCAGUUGCAUCUGGAACGGAUCAUGCGUCGACUCAAGAUCGGCGAUGCCCUCCCGACCACCAUUUCAGCACCCGGAAAGGCCACCGACCGCCUGGACAGAGCCCCGGCAUUGUUCAACAUCAAUCGUAACCCCCCGGGCGGGCGUCACGACAACGACUCGGCGAACAUCUGCGACAUUCGGAUCCUGCCAACCUCCCAGGAGAUCCUGUCCCCGCAUGCAGAGUAUCUCCCCGUGAAGGAUCCGGAGCAAUGGCACAUCGCGGGGGUCCCAGGUCUGCUCGACCGAAAUUUCCGACUCUUGCGAGAGGACACUGUCGGCCAGCUUCGAGACGCGAUCCACGCCAUGCUGAGACCAGCGAGCGACCGGGAGGGGAAAAGCAAUCAAGUCCGCACGUAUACCUACCCCAACGUGACGGUGGCCAACCUCGCCUUCAGUCGGCACACCGGGCUGCAGUUUGUCGCGCAGUUUCGCCAACCGCCACAGGUGCAGCGGAUGAAUGAGCGACAGCGGGAGGAAUGGUGGCAACUGUCCAAGCGACUGCAGGGGGGUGCCCUCGUGUGCCUCGUCGAUCCAAGUGGCGAUGUUCUCUUCUGUACGGCGGCCGACCCACCGCGGUUGAAGCCUGGCGAAGAACGCCCCAAGGACCUGCCGUCCCUCUGCAAAAAUAAAGACAUCGCUACCGUUGCCUGUGAGCUAAUCGAACCCAGCGACGAGGAGGUGCAAUAUAUCUUGGACCGGUAUCGGCCACGCGUCACAUUCCCCCCCGUGACCUUGGUCGAGUUCCCUGGCAUCAUCCUCCCGGCGUUUGCUCCAACGUUGAGGGCCCUCCAACACAUGUCGCGAAGCGAUAAUAUCCCGUUCUCAGCCUUCUUGGCGCCAGUGAGCCCAUCCGAUGCAAACCCAGUGGUUGAUGUGCCGCCCCCCGCGUAUGCAGUCAAGCCCGGCUUCAGCUUCGACCUGAGCUGCUUGAUGAACGACCAGAAAUACCUGCAGUUUCAACCGGGCCAGGCACUGGAUAUCAAGACGCUUCAGGCCCAUUCAACCUUGGAUAAUGCCCAGGCCAUGGCGAUGGUGCACACUCUGCAACGUAGUAUCGGUCUGAUCCAAGGGCCACCGGGCACCGGGAAAAGCUUUACGGGGGUUGCCCUCAUCAAAGUGCUGUUGGCAAAUGGGGCCAAAGAAAAGGCGGAUCUCGGACCCAUCAUCUGUGUGUGCUACACUAACCACGCCCUCGACCAGCUGUUGGAAGACCUGCUGAAACAGAAUGUCACCAACCAGAUUGUCCGGAUUGGAUCUCGUUGCAAAUCGGAGCUGGUUGAAGGAUACAGCCUGCGCAAGUUGGUGAACGCGCCCUCCAGAACCAAGGCCGAGAAGCACUCGCUGUGGGAACUCUCGAGCGAUCUGAAAGACUGUCAGGACCAGUUUGAUAACCUGAGGUUGCAGACCGAAGGAUUGGAUGCAAACCUGCAAUGGUUCCUCCGCAGCUACCAUAUACAGCAUUAUGCCCAGCUGUUUGGCGAUGAUGGGGACGACGGGACAUACAUACCCGCGCAGAAGGCCAAGCGAAACGUAUUUCAAUCCUGGGUCAAGGCCGGUCGCAAAUCCAAAGCCGACCCCCGGCCCAUCGAGACGCUUUUUGAGACCCAACUAGAGCACAUGACGGCUGGCGAGCGGCAGCGGAUCUACCAGCAUUGGCUGGAGACAAAUCGAGCCAAGUUGCACGACGAGGUGCAAAGCAUCGUCGCAGACCAGCAGAAGACAAAGAAGCGAUAUGAUAAUGUCCGCAAUGAGCUAGAUCUACGGUGUCUUUGCGAAGCACAGGUCAUCGGAGUCACCACAUCGGGUCUCGCCCGGAACCUGAAGAUGUUGAAACGGCUACGAUCAAAGGUCCUGCUAUGCGAGGAAGCUGGUGAGGUGUUGGAAGCUCACAUUCUGACGGCCCUCCUGCCCUCAGUGGAGCAUGCCAUCCUCAUCGGUGAUCACAUGCAGCUUCGCCCACAGAUUCAGGAUUAUGACCUCUCGCGCGAGAAUCAUCGAGGAGGAGAGCAGUACUCCCUGGACAAGUCACUGUUCGAGCGCCUGGUCGACCCCAACGAUGAGUCCAGUGUGCAAGUUCCAUUCAGCACCCUGGAAACCCAGCGUCGAAUGCACCCCUCGAUCGCUCGCCUGAUCAAAGACACAUUAUAUCCUCGCCUAGAGGACGCACCGUCUGUCCAGGACUACCCCGAGGUCUGUGGGAUGCGCCGGAGGCUGUUUUGGCUGGAUCAUCAGCACGGCGAAGGUAACGUGUCGGACGCGGACGCCCUGGGAACGUCUCAUUGGAACGGAUUCGAGGUUGAGAUGACCACGGCCCUGGUGACCCAUCUGCUUCGCCAGGGAUCGUAUAAGGACGGUGAUAUUGCCGUCCUGACGCCCUACCUGGGACAGCUCCACCGACUUCGACAACGGCUCAGCCAAUCUGUCACCAUUGUGGUCGGAGACAAAGACCAGGACGACCUGGCAAAUGCGGGGCUGGAGAACGACGCUGACAAAGAGAAAACGCCCAUCGCAAAGACUGAUGCCCUUCAGACCGUCCGCGCGGCGACUAUCGACAAUUUUCAAGGCGAGGAGGCCAAGGUGGUGGUGAUCUCCCUGGUGAGGAGUAAUACCCAACGGCGGUGCGGGUUUCUCCGGACGUCUAAUCGAAUCAAUGUCCUUCUAUCACGCGCUAAACAUGGCAUGUAUAUCAUCGGCAAUUCAGCCACGGCGGGCGACGUGGCGAUGUGGCGGCAGGUGGUUGACAUUUUGAAGGAGAACGACAACUUCGGGGCCCGACUCGAGCUCCAAUGCCCGCGUCAUCUUGGCCUACCGAUCUGGGUCUCACAGCCCGAUCACUUCGCACAGUACUCGCCGGAAGGAGGCUGCAACAAGCGCUGCGUCAAUCGCUUGCGCUGCGGCCAUGCAUGCAAGCAAAAAUGCCAUUCUACACUGUUGCAUGAUGCCGUUUAUUGUCAGGAGUUAUGCCCGAGACCGCAGAAGGGAUGCAAGCAUAUAUGCCCCAAGCUCUGCGGCGAUCCAUGUCCCCAACGGUGCCAAGUGAAGGUCUUCGAGGCUGGUCGAACACUGAAGUGUGGACAUGCCGCCGAACGGCUUCUCUGCUGGCAAGCCCAAGAUCCCUCGGUCGUUUUGUGCCCGGUUCCUGUGGCGAAGACAGUGCCAGGGUGCAACCAUUUGGUCACGGUUCCCUGCCACGUCGAUGUUAGUCGUUCCACGUUCAAAUGCAAGACUCCUUGUGGAAAGAAUCGUCCUUGUGGUCAUAUCUGCAAGGGCCUGUGUUGCAGCUGCUGCAUCCGCGACGAGAAUAGCGAGGUCAUCAUGUUCAGUCACGGUCCAUGCCGACAACCCUGCGGACGGAACUAUUCGACAUGCACCCACAUCUGUAGCAAAGUCUGUCAUCCCUCGGAGCAAUGCCCUCCAUGUGGUGCCCCAUGCAAUGUCCAAUGCGGCCACUCCAUAUGCCCCAAGAAAUGCUGCGAACCUUGUGCCCCCUGUGCUGAGGAUAAAUGUCUGUCAUGCUGCCCCCACAGUCAGUGUACCUUGCCAUGUGCAGCGCCGUGUGACAAUGUUCCCUGCUCUCGACGCUGCGAGAAAGUCCUGGAGUGCGGGCAUCGCUGCCCCUCCGUGUGUGGAGAGAUCUGUCCCACCAAGAUAUUUUGCCAACUCUGUGCCACGCCGGAAGUUCAGGAACAUGUGGUCGAUUACAUUCUGUCACAGGCCUAUCGGGAAAUCGACCUGGACAAGAACCCGUGCAUCUUUCCUCGCUGCGGUCAUUUCCUUACCAUGGAAAGCAUGGACGGCCAGAUGGAUAUGAAGAGGCACUACGAGCUCGAUGCAGAGGGCAGGCCGGCCGCGAUCGCAUUAUCGUCAGAGCCAUUCGCCACGGAUGUCAAGCGAUGUGGCACUUGUCGAGGCUCGCUGAGGGAUGUCUCCCGAUAUGGCCGUCUGGUCCGUCGGGCACUCUUGGACGAGGCCACGAAGAAGUUCAUUGUCUACAUCAACAGCGAGUAUGUGCCCAUGGCUCAGGAGCUUUCCAAGCGGUUGUCUGAGAUGCGAAAAGUCGAAGCAAUUCCGUACUGUCUGGUAGUUGGACAGAACUCUACGUUCCGCAUUGAAAAUUCUCGUGAGAAGCAGAUCACGCUCCUAGCUGGCGUGAUGAAGAGGACUAGCCCGAUCCGCUGGCGAGAACUGAUCAAAUUGCGAGAUCAGAUGGUGAGAUAUUACGACCGAGUCAAAAUCGAAGAGCAACCUUUCAGUCGCGUCCAAGCCCUAGUGGAGCGCGCACAACAACUCAAGGAGGGCCGCGGAAAGUUUGAAUUCAGCGAAAGUGUCUUGCAGACCAAGGGAAUCCUUCUUGCCACGGCCCUGCUAAUCCGGUUGGACAAUGCUCUGCUCAGUGACUUCAUCUCUCUGUACAUGAAGUCCAAGACCAGUGCUUCCAAGUUCACACUGAUUGUGAACCUGCAGGCCAACCGAGAGGAGUGCAGGGCCUUCAUCGGCAUCGCCACGGAUUUGAAACGGGUUCUUCACCAGGUCGAAGGCUACAUUUUCCUGGCGCAACUCUGUGCACUACAGCGACCGUAUGCCCGGGGAGCGGAGGCCGAGAACUGUCGGGUUGAUGGGCAAUCUGCUGUUGCUUCGGCUCGAGACUUGUGUCACCAGUAUCCGGGCCAGACCAACGGGCUAUUGAAGGAGGUUGACGGGGCGGAGGCCAUGCUGAAGGGCUCAACUUUCUACACGGUAGUCUCCAACGAAGAACGGAUGGCCGUUGUCGCUGCCAUGGCCCGUGAGUUCCUGGGCACUGGACAUUGGUACUACUGCGCCAACGGCCAUCCCUUCACAAUCGGCGAGUGCGGCGGAGCGGUGCAGGAGUCGACAUGUCCCGAGUGCGGCGCGCCAGUUGGUGGACAGGGACAUGUCACCGUCGAGGGUGUGACGCGUGCGGAUGAUUUGGAGCGCGGACUGGAACAUCUCGCUCUGCGAUGGUAA